Molecule: messenger RNA, 1000 nt
Organism: Beta vulgaris subsp. vulgaris (sugar beet)
Lineage: Eukaryota; Viridiplantae; Streptophyta; Magnoliopsida; Caryophyllales; Amaranthaceae
Exons: 7
Coding region: 24-512 (162 amino acids)
Source: RefSeq, a predicted model, not a curated record
UAGGAUUUGUACAUAAGAAAAAAAUGAAGAGUUGUGAGCCUAAUUUGAAGAACCAAUGUCAGCAAAAUGGCACGGCAUAUAUUGUGAUCAAAGAAGAGAAGAACGUGAAUGAAUUAGGCAAUAACGUCCCUUCUCUUGUCCCCUACGACUAUUCUGAAGAAGAAGACGAAAAAGAACAAAUUAUAGAUGGAACACAAGGAUUUCCUAGUCCCAUGCAUGAAUUUGAAGGUUACAUCUCAGAUCGUAUGUUGUAUGACUCAGAUUCGCCCGAUUGUUAUAAGAUGCAUGAAGGUCCAGAGGAGUAUAACAUAUGGGUUGUUGAUAAGAAUUGUGAUGAUUCUCACUGCAUUGACAUUUUGAAGGAUAAUGGCUGCGAAUCAUGCUUUCUUAAGGGCGUAAAGUAUUUCCCUGGGAUCUUUUCUGCCAAGUUGGACAAAGAGCAGGUUAAAAAGUUGGAAGGCGAUAGUAGAGUCCGUCUUUUGCGUAUAGCAGAUGAUAUGUGCUGUGACUAGGCCAAAACUUAAAGAUUGCUUGCAGGCUCAUCUGAAGUUCUUUCCGCACUAUUAGCUGAACAUACAGAAGAUGUUGCAACUACUGGCUCCAUAUUCCUAUCACCACUAGUACCCACUUUGCUCAUUGGUGCAUCACACGCUUGAUUCUUUGACACAUGAUUUUUAGCAAUGUCUUCCCUAUCCAUAGGUUGAUCAGCAGAAUGAGGCUCCUGAGUAGGCUUUGCAGGCAAAGCUUCUGAAUCUCCAUUUGCUGGUGUCAUAAUGGACUGGUUGUGAGAAACUAUAUACUUAUGGGAAUAACCACUAUCCAUAUUAACCAGAGUAGAAUUAGCAGGAUUACUACUAUUCAGUUGAUUUUUGAGAAACUUUGAUUUUUUGAUGUUUUCAGUUGAUUAUUGUAUUCUUUCAGUUGAUUCUUGUAUUCUUUCAGUUGAUGUGUAAAUUCUUUCAGCUUGUGUUGUUUUUCAGUUGAUUAUUGUAUUCUUUCA